Molecule: messenger RNA, 1456 nt
Organism: Dryobates pubescens (Downy woodpecker)
Lineage: Eukaryota; Metazoa; Chordata; Aves; Piciformes; Picidae
Gene: PRIMA1
Product: proline rich membrane anchor 1
Exons: 4
Coding region: 264-737 (157 amino acids)
Source: RefSeq, a predicted model, not a curated record
GGAGGCAUGGCUCCCUCCUGAGGGAGCCGGGACUUGCAAGGCGCUGGGUUUUCCCGACCACCCUUUCCCCUCCGCACCCGCCCAUCUCCCUGCCUCCCUCCCCCCGCUCCUUCCCUCCCUCCUUCCCUCCCUCCUCUCCAGAAUUAAAGUUGGGACAGUCGUGCUCCGGUGAUGGGUGCGAGCCAACGCCUCUGCUGCCGGCUCGCUCUGCUCCGUCCCCAGGUCGCCCGGAGCCUGCGUCCCCGCCCGCGCGCCCAGGAGGGAUGCUGCUUCGGGAGCUGCUGGGGCUGCUCCGAUGCUGCUGGCCCUCGCUGCUGCUGCACUGUGCCCUCCACCCGCUCUGGGGCUCCGUCCAGAUCACUCGAGGUGAGCCCCAGAAGUCAUGUUCCAAGCCUGUAGCAGAGAAAGUCACAGAGAGCUGCCAGCAAAUUUGCCAGUGCAGGCCGCCUCCACCACUACCACCUCCUCCUCCACCACCACCGCCACCAAGGUUGCUAACCGUGCCAACUCCCAAGUCUACCUUUUGUCCCACUGAAGAGACCUGGUGGCCAGGCCUGAUUAUUAUCAUUGCAGUAUGCUGUGCCACACUAGUGUUCCUCCUCGUAGUUGUCAUCAUUUGCUACAAAGCCAUAAAAAGGAAACCAAUGAGAAAAGAAGAGAAUGGAACCAGUCGGGCUGAAUAUGCAAUGACCUCCUCCCAAAGCAACAAAACAGUUGAUAACAAUGCGGUCGUAUAAUCCCUGAAACCCCGCCGAGGCGCAGGAGGUGGUAAACUUUCAAAGCACACAUGCGGAGCGUGCAAGGUGGGUCAAAUAAGGCAACGAAAGGAGCUCUGUGGCCAAGGACUUCAUUUCAGAAAUAGCGUACGCAUCAGCGAUUCAGAAGAGAAAAGCAGGCUGCUCUCCAGGCUUGCUGCUUCUCCAAGGGAGGAUAAACUCGCCCACUUGGGCUGCCCAGAGAAAAGGCCUCACAAAGGCAUAAGCACUGCAUGCUGCAUCUCGUGAAAGCGAUGUCACGAUGCCUCCCACUUCUUCCUCUCUUCCGCCCCACUUUUCAGUUUGCAUUGAGUGUCCACAAAAAGCUGCUGAAAUAGAAUCUUUUGAGGAGAUGAUCUGCGGCUUAUUUAAUGGUUCUGAGGGUCAAGGGUGGGAGGUGUCACCUACGUGCUUCGCCAGCCUGUGCAGUUUUGUACGCCUAUGCUUCAUUCUUAUCAUUCAUAUUAUUUCAUUAUUUAAAAGGGAACAAAGGUUUCUGUUAAGCCAUCAAGCAACCAAAAAUUGCAUGAACUUGUGACUUAUCCCAGGAAAUUAAUCUAUGGUCUGAUGACUAUGCAAUUUCCAUGGCAGAAGACUUUUCAGGCAAAAGAAAUGAAAAUGUAAGUUUUUGGCAAUUAGCGUUGCUGUUGAAAGGGAGAAGUUCAGAGGUGCUUUGGACGUUAUUACUUCAUAUUUUUUUC